Molecule: messenger RNA, 705 nt
Organism: Fraxinus pennsylvanica
Lineage: Eukaryota; Viridiplantae; Streptophyta; Magnoliopsida; Lamiales; Oleaceae
Source: the annotation of a GenBank genome assembly
AUGGGAGGCCAUGGCGGUCUAAACAUUCUCCCGCAGAAGCGUUGGAAUGUGUACAAUUACGAUAAUCGAGAGAAAGUCAAGCGAGACGAGGAAGCCGCCGCCAAGGAGGAGCAGCUGAAGCGAGAGCAAGCCCGCAAGCGCGAUGCUGACUCUCGCCUCGAGAAACUCCGCCAAGCUCGCGGCUUUUCAAGCCCAGCCCUAGCCGCGGAGCCAUCCACGGCAAACCAAACUGUAUCAUCUGUCGAACCCCCCAAAUCUGAUUCCGACUCUAAGCACAUAAAUUUGUUUGAAGGGAUCAAAAUUUUCGAUCCAAUUAAAAUCGAUACAGGAAAGGAAGACGAGAAGAAAGGAAAAUUUAGUGGUUAUAACGCUAAUAAGAAGAUGAAGAAGGAGGAGACCGUGCGGGUAGUGGGACCCGAGGAUGAAAAGUAUAAGUUGGGGUAUGGGGUGGCCGGUAAAGGAGUCAAAUUGCCGUGGUAUAUGGAAAAGCGAGUAAGUGGUAAUGUGGAUGAGAAAAAUGGUGACGAGGAAUAUUAUGACGGUGAUGAGAGACAGAAGGUAAAUAAAAAGAGUGGUGGAAAGAAGACUGUGGAGGAGUUAAGGGAGGAGAGGUUGAGGAGAGAGAGAAAAGAAAAGGAAAGGGUAAGGGCUUUGAUCAUGGAGAAGUCAAGAAAAGAUGGAGGGUUUUCUUCGAGGAGGAGAUGA